Molecule: messenger RNA, 1566 nt
Organism: Rhopilema esculentum
Lineage: Eukaryota; Metazoa; Cnidaria; Scyphozoa; Rhizostomeae; Rhizostomatidae
Product: b(0,+)-type amino acid transporter 1
Biological process (GO): amino acid transmembrane transport
Cellular component (GO): membrane
Molecular function (GO): L-amino acid transmembrane transporter activity
Source: RefSeq, a predicted model, not a curated record
AUGGCGAAUAACAAUUUCGUGACGGAGAAGUCGAAACUGAUUCCUUUAAAACAGGAAUCUGGAAAAUUUCAAGCAUCAAUUAAUAGGUUUAUAAAAAGUGGCAAAGAACUGGCAAGAAGCCUUGGUUUUCUACAUAUGUUUUCUUACAUUGUUGGAAUAUUAUUUGGCUCGGGUGUCUUCAUAUCUCCCAGCUUUGUGGCCAAGCAAACUACAAAUAUGGGAAUGGCGUUGAUUAUAUGGAUAGGCGCUGGUGUGAUAUGUGUAUUUGGAGCACUGUGCUUUUGUGAGCUAGCUGCUGCGAUAAAAAAGAGUGGUGGUGAAUACAUUUUUAUAAAGGAGACGUACGGAGAUGCAGCGGCUUUUCUGACGUUGUGGGCACAAACCCUUGUAGUCACCCCAUCUGCACUCUCAGUUUUAGCUGUGACAAUUGCUGAAUAUUUGCUCGGACCAUUUUAUGACAUAACAUCUUCUAGUGGUAUUUGGCUGGUAAAGCUGAUCGCCUUGCUCUUCCUAUUCAUAGCGGCAAUUAUCAAUUCUUUAAGCGUUUCAUGUAUAGCAAAAUCGCAAGUCUUUUUUACAGUCAUUCAAGUAAUAUCAGUGCUGUUUUUGAUUGUGCUGGGAAUAUGGAAAGCUUCAACCGGGCAUACUCAAAAUUAUGUUUCGAUUUUUGACAACUUUGGCAGUUUUGAGCUGGGCAGCCUGAGCAUCGCAUUAUACAAUGGACUAUGGGCAUAUGAUGGAUGGGGUCUUGUUUGCACAAUCACAGAAGAAUUACAAAACCCAGAGCGGAACCUUCGAUUGGCAAUUAUUACUGGAAUCCCAUUUGUGAUUGUGUGCUACCUUCUAAUAAAUCUAUCCUUUAUGUCAGUAUUAAGUCACGAUGAAAUUGCCAAUUCCUCUACCGUCGCUACAAGUUUCGUCGAAAAGAUUCUUGGAAAAAAAGUGGCCUUGUUGGUUCCUAUUGCUGUGGCACUGUCUUGUUUCAGUGCUCUAAACGCGAGUUUACUCGUUUGUUCCAGAACACUUCUUUCUGCCUCUCGUGAGGGACAUUGCCCAGAACCAUUGUCCUAUAUACACGCCGACAGAAGAACGCCAGUACCAGCAGUCUUGCUUUUUUGUUUACUGGCACUGACUUGGAUUAUCUUUCUUGGGGCUGGUACUCAAAGUCUUCUUAUUUAUUUCUCAUUUGCAAUUUGGUUCACGUACGGUCUUGCGAUAUUCGGUGUCAUUGUUCUCCGGGUGCGACAACCAGAUUUGCCAAGACCUUUCAAAGUAUGGAUAAUCAACCCGAUAUUCAUGACAUUGGUGUCCUUGUUUCUUAUAAUCGCUCCGUUCCUUAAAAAUCCUUUGGAGAGCACAAUCUGCCUUAUCUGCAUGUUACUUGCCAUUCCGUUCUAUUUCUUAGCCAUACGAAAAAAGAACUUUGCACCAGCAUGUUGCAUAAAAUUGAAGAAGAGGUUCUAUAACUUUAUAUUGUUUCGGUUUAAACUUGUUCCUUGUGUAUACAAUAAUAACAAAGAGCCUGCGUUAGAUAUUUCAAUUCUGACAAAUGAUGCACAAGCUUAG